ACCUCCGCCAUGCUCGCAAGGUGUUCGACCAAUUUCCCCAACCAAAUGUUUUUUGUUGGAAUUCCAUGAUCAGAGGCUUCUCUCUAGUCCAACAUCCUUCCAAAGAGCCCAUUAUCCUAUACAAGGAGAUGAUCCGAAGGGGCUUCGCUUACCCGAAUAGUUAUACACUUGCCUUUGUCAUGAAGGCUUGCUCCAUUGUUUUGGCCUUUUGGGAAGGCAUGCAAAUUCAUUCCCAUGCUUACAAGCAUGGCCUUGACUCAAGCAUGUUUGUUCAAAAUGCAUUGUUGAACUUUUAUGCAAAGUGUGAGGAAAUUGACUAUGCGAGAUCGGUAUUUGAUGAGAUUCCUGAUAAGAAUUUGGUUGUGCGGAGUACUAUGAUCAGUGGUUAUGCAAGAGUUGGAUUGGUCAAUGAGGCUUUGGAGUUGUUUAGGGAAAUGCAAGAAGUGGGGAUCGAGCCGGAUGAGGUGACCAUGAUAGAGAGGGCGAGGAACAUGUUCAAUGAGAUGGAGGAGAAGGACACGAAAGCAUGGAGCUCGAUGAUUGUCGGGUUUGCAAUUCAUGGCCUUGUGGAUGAUGCUUUGGAGCAUUUCUCAAGGAUGUUAGAAUCAAAGGUGAAGCCUAAUCAUGUGACAUUCAUCGGUGUGUUAUCUGCGUGCGCUCAUAGUGGAUUGGUUGAUGAUGGACGACGAUUUUGGUCUGUCAUGCAUGAAUUGGGCAUUGAUCCAAUGAUAGAACAUUAUGGUUGCAUGGUUGAUUUAUUAUGCAGAACUGGCCAUUUGGAUGAAGCUUUUGUUUUUGUGAAUGACAUGCCCAUAUCUCCGAAUUCUAUAAUUUGGAGGACUCUUUUAAUGGGAUGCAAGAUCAGAGGGAGUUCAGAUAAGAUAGAGAUUGCAGCUGAACGGCUUCUUGAGCUAGAGCCACACAAUCCGGAGAACUAUGUUAUGCUCUCUAAUCUCUAUGCGUCGAGAGCUCAAUGGGAAGAAGUGAGCUACAUGAGAAAAAAGAUGAAAGACAGUGGUGCGAAAAUUGUUCCGGGAUGCAGCUGCAUUGAGCUUGAUGGCAUUGUGCACCGAUUUGUUGUGGGUGAUGAAUCACAUCCAGAUAUCAAAGAAAUACGAAAAGUGUUGAUCGAUGUGUCUGAGAGAGUUCACCGUGCAGGACAUGUGCCAUGGACUCGCGGAGUUCUACAUGAUGUCGCCGAAGAGGAGAAAGAAAUUGCACUUUGUGAGCAUAGUGAAAGAUUGGCAAUUGCCUAUGGACUGUUGAAAACUAAAUCGCCGACAGUGAUUCGGGUGGUGAAAAACUUGAGAGCUUGUGAUGAUUGUCAUGAGAUAACAAAAAUUGUGAGUAGAGUGUUUGAUAGGGAGAUAAUUGUAAGGGAUCGAGUUCGGUUUCAUCGGUUUGUUCAAGGGAGUUGCUCUUGUAAUGAUUUUUGGUGAUGUUUUUCUUCCACAUUUGUGAAUUGUUCCUGAUGAGAAGCACAUUGUU
This is a messenger RNA of Dioscorea cayenensis subsp. rotundata (Guinea yam), 1488 nucleotides long. RefSeq names its product pentatricopeptide repeat-containing protein At2g02980, chloroplastic-like. The transcript is spliced from 3 exons. The record is from RefSeq and is a predicted model, not a curated record. Gene Ontology annotation, biological process: RNA modification. Bases 66 to 1439 code for a protein of 457 amino acids. Lineage: Eukaryota; Viridiplantae; Streptophyta; Magnoliopsida; Dioscoreales; Dioscoreaceae. Gene Ontology annotation, molecular function: RNA binding; zinc ion binding; protein binding.